AUGUUACUCCUCUCGGCACUUGUAUCAUCGCUCAUACUCGGAAGUAGGGCUCAAGCCGCUCCAGCUCCUACAAAUCUCACUCGAUCAUCAGCAUCGGUAUCACAAAGAAGUGUCAACACAGGCUGGGAUUAUGGUCAAGAGAAAGUCAGAGGUGUCAAUAUAGGUGGUUGGCUCGUACUUGAACCGUUUAUUACCCCAUCGCUGUUCGAGCAAACUGGCAAUAACGACAUUGUAGAUGAAUAUACGUUCUCUCAAUACCAGGAUAAAAGUGUCGCUCAAUCUGCCUUGAAGGAGCAUUGGGAUAGCUGGAUCACUGAGGAUGAUUUCGCUCAGAUCGCUGCCGCCGGUCUGAACCACGUUCGAAUACCCAUCGGAUACUGGGCAUAUGAUGUAUCAGGUGGUGAACCAUACAUCCAAGGUCAAGCGGAUUACCUCGAUAAAGCUAUUGGAUGGGCAGGUAAACACGGUAUCAAGGUCAUGAUUGAUCUGCAUGGUGCUCCCGCUUCGCAGAAUGGUUAUGAUAACAGUGGUCACAGAGGUAGUGCCAAUUGGGCUACCGACAAUAACAAUGUCGUCCGGACCAAAAACGUAAUCUCUACUUUGGCUAAGAAGUACUCCGACCCUUCAUACUUUGGUGUAGUCACCAUGCUUGCUCUUCUGAAUGAACCCGCCACAUACAUGAACGAUCAACUUCUUCAAACCACUCGUCAAUACUGGAAAGAUGCCUACGGAGCCGCUCGAUACCCAUAUGGCAACUCUGAUAAAUCCGGUCUGGUAUUAGUCAUUCACGAUGGAUUCCAACCAUUAUCAACCUACCAAGGAUUCAUGUCUGAACCUGAGUACGAGGACGUAUUCCUCGAUACUCACAAUUAUCAAGUAUUCAAUGAUGAUUUCGUAAGCUGGAAUUGGGAUCAACAUGUCAAGGGAAUCUGCGAUAAAGCCAGUACAUACUCUCAAUCACCCAUGUGGCUAGUCGUAGGCGAAUGGUCACUGGCUACUACAGAUUGUGCCAAAUACCUCAAUGGUAGAGGUAUCGGAGCAAGAUACGAUGGUACUUACUCUGGUUCCUCAUAUCAUGGUUCAUGUGAUGAUAAGUCCAAUGACGUAUCCAAGUAUUCUAGCGAAUACAAGGAAUUCCUUCGUAAAUUCUACGACGUGCAAGUCCAGACAUACGAGAACAAUGGUCAAGGAUGGAUCCACUGGACAUGGAAGACUGAAUCAGCUGCUGACUGGUCUUACCAGAGUGGUAUCAAGAACGGGUUCAUCCCUUCUGAUCCCACAAACCACAAAUACUCCUACCAAUCCCUUUGUGGUUAA
Messenger RNA from Kwoniella botswanensis, 1317 nucleotides. RefSeq lists its product as uncharacterized. The transcript is spliced from 7 exons. Bases 1 to 1317 code for a protein of 438 amino acids. Gene Ontology annotation, cellular component: cell surface; extracellular region. Gene Ontology annotation, molecular function: beta-glucosidase activity. The record is from RefSeq and is a predicted model, not a curated record. NCBI's taxonomy places the organism in Eukaryota, Fungi, Basidiomycota, Tremellomycetes, Tremellales, Cryptococcaceae. Gene Ontology annotation, biological process: glucan catabolic process.